AUGCCGAACAACACCUUCUCCUCCUCGCAAGACAGCGGCGUCACCGGCGCCGCCAAAUUUGUGACCUCCACUCUUGGAAACACUGUUGGAGGCGUGUCUCGAACCGUUGGCGGAGUCACAGGUGCCGCCACUCGAGGAAUUGGAAAUACCAUCACAGGUGCGACGGGAAGUGCCGGGAAGCCUCUGGGCGAUGGGCUGGGGAACAUUGGAACGGGGGUUGAGGACGGAGCGAACAGGGUUGCGAAAGGAGUGGAGAAUGCUGGGCAGUGGAAGAGCUAA
This is a messenger RNA of Aspergillus alliaceus, 279 nucleotides long. RefSeq lists its product as uncharacterized. Lineage: Eukaryota; Fungi; Ascomycota; Eurotiomycetes; Eurotiales; Aspergillaceae. The coding region runs from base 1 to 279 and encodes 92 amino acids. The transcript has a single exon. The record is from RefSeq and is a predicted model, not a curated record.